UUUACUAACUAAUUAUUAGUUAAAUUUAACUCUUCACUUAAAAACACUUUAUCAUUUGUCAAAGAGCUUAAAUAUCCAUCCCGGAUAUAAAAUAAUACCACCCAGCAUUUUUCGUUAGAAAAAAGGCACUGUACUGACAAAAUCGAAAUAAAAUAUUCGAUCCCUUCCGCUCACCACCCCGCAUCUGGAGGAGCUUCAGUGCUUCACCACCUCACUCGCUGUCGCUCCCAGCCUCGAGUGCUCGCUCACUCCAGUAGUGGCGGCGAGAUGCGGAGACAGAUCCCUCCCGUCUCCUGCCUCGUACUCCUCGCGGCGGCUCUCGCCGCGGCGUCUGCAGCGUCGCCGACGCCGGCGGCCGUCGCGGUCAACGUCACGGGCGUGCUGUCGGCGUUCCCGGACCUCAGCGACUUCACGCGCCUGCUGGCGUCCAGCCCCGUGCUGGCGGAGCUCGCGGGGCGGUCGUCGCUGACGCUGCUGGCCGUGCCGAACGGCAACCUCCCGCAGUCGCCGUCGGCGUUCGCGGCCGCGUCGGGCGCCGACCUCGCCGACGUCCUCCGCUACCACGUCCUCCUCGAGUACCUCGCCCCCGCCGACCUCCGCCGCCUUCCCGCCUCCGGGAAGCUCGUGACCACGCUGUUCCAGACCACGGGCCGCGCCCCCGCGGACCUGGGCGCCAUCAACGUCACCGCCGCGGGCGCCUCCCUCGCCGUCGUCCGCUCGCCAGCACCGUCUCCCGUUUCGAACGCCACCGUCCUCGGCGCCAUCACCGCGGUGCCGUACAACCUGAGCGUGCUGGCGGUGAGCGGCCUCAUCGUCCCCACCGGGUUCGACCUCGCGGCGUCCGAGUCCCGCCCGCCCGCGGCCGUCAACAUCACCCGCGUACUCGCCGACGCGCGCGCCUUCAACGUGGCGGCGUCGAUGCUGGAGGCCUCGGGGGUGGCGGCCGAGUUCGAGGACGACGAGCGCGGCGCCGGGAUCACGGUAUUCGCCCCGACCGACGACGCCUUCGCGGGCCUCCCCGCGGGCGACCGCCUGCAGUCGCUCCCCGCCGACCGCAAGGCCGUGGUGCUCCGCUUCCACGUGCUCCACUCCUACUACCCGCUGGGGUCGCUGGAGUCGAUCGUGAACCCGGUCCAGCCCACGCUGGCCACCGAGUUCAGCAACGCCGGCCGCUUCACCCUCAACAUCACCCGCGCCAACGGCUCGGUCGCCAUCGACACGGGCGUCGUGCAGGCCACCAUCACGCGGACCGUCUUCGACCAGAACCCCGUCGCCGUCUUCGCCGUCUCCAAGGUCCUCCUCCCCAAGGAGAUGUUCACCCGCACAGCAAGCGGCGGCGGAGGCGGCGACGACUCCUCCAUCGUUGCCGCCACCGCCGCCGCGUCGUCGCCCCCGCCAGCCGCGACAGCCCCGGAGGCCUCCGAGAGCGCGCGGACGCCGCCGACAAAGCUCUCCUCCCCGCCCGCGCUCCGCGGCGGCGGCGGGCAAGACUACGACACGGCGUCGGCGCGAGGGAUCGGAAUCGGGUGGUGGUGGUGUAUAGCAUUGGUGUAUCUACUUCCACAUCUGGUAUGAGAUCCGGGACGACUUGGUCAGUCCAUCUCCAUUGCCAUUCCUCUUGUGCUCAAUUUUUGCCUUUUUUUCUUUUUCUUUUUGUUUUUCUCUUGUCUUUUUUUUCUUUUCUUAUUUGGGUUUUGCUAGAAUGUGUACACUGGGAGGGAGAUGAAGUGAGGUGAGGGAGAAGAAGAUUGAGCUGCGAAAACAAAAGAAAAAUGCAGCAAAGCAACCUUUUUAAGUAAGAAGAAAACAGAAUUGGUUAUUGGCCUUCAUCAAAAGGGGAAUAACAGUACCGCCCUGUAAAAAUCCAAUCAAAAUCCAUUGCAUUCCUUUGCUCCA
Sorghum bicolor (sorghum) is the source of this 1896-nucleotide messenger RNA. Its product is annotated as fasciclin-like arabinogalactan protein 4. Bases 268 to 1575 code for a protein of 435 amino acids. NCBI's taxonomy places the organism in Eukaryota, Viridiplantae, Streptophyta, Magnoliopsida, Poales, Poaceae. Gene Ontology annotation, biological process: multidimensional cell growth; mucilage biosynthetic process involved in seed coat development; abscisic acid-activated signaling pathway. Gene Ontology annotation, cellular component: plasma membrane. The record is from RefSeq and is a predicted model, not a curated record. The transcript has a single exon.